GUAGUCGCCCUCUUUCAUCUGCACACUUGUUCCUUGCGAAAAUGCCUCCUAAGAAGGAUUCAAAGCAGUCGUCCAAGUCCUCUAAGCCAGCUGCCAAGUCUAGCAGCGGUGGCAAGGCAAAGAAGAAGAAGUGGUCUAAGGGAAAGGUCCGUGACAAGCUCAACAAUCUUGUUAUGUUUGACAAGGCUACCUAUGACAAGCUCUACAAGGAAGUACCAACCUACAAACUCAUCACACCAUCAGUGGUUUCUGAGCGUCUCAAGAUCCGUGGUUCCCUUGCCAGAUUUGCCCUUGAGGAACUCCUCAGGAAAGGUUUGAUCAAGCAAGUUGUGAAACACAGCUCCCAGCUUAUCUACACCCGAAACCCCAAGGGUCAGGAGGCUUAGGUUAUUGACCUCUCAUGUCAAAGGUCACAGAAAUGCAAGAUCUGUUUCUGCUCGUGUACAAAGUGUUGCUAUGAUAUGUCUCUAGUGAUGUAAAAUAAAGAUCCGUACAGAGAACAUCAA
This is a messenger RNA of Lytechinus pictus (painted urchin), 506 nucleotides long. RefSeq names its product small ribosomal subunit protein eS25-like. Gene Ontology annotation, molecular function: structural constituent of ribosome. Gene Ontology annotation, cellular component: cytosolic small ribosomal subunit. The transcript is spliced from 4 exons. Bases 42 to 386 code for a protein of 114 amino acids. The record is from RefSeq and is a predicted model, not a curated record. NCBI's taxonomy places the organism in Eukaryota, Metazoa, Echinodermata, Echinoidea, Temnopleuroida, Toxopneustidae.